AUGAAUGGGCUAAUCCCACCCUCACCGCACCUUGCUGCUCAUGUUGCAUUGAGCAUUGACCGAAGAGUCAUGCAGGUUAAACUGAGAACUAUUCCAAACAGAGCAAAGCAUAUGCAUGCAGAUUCCGUGAACAUGGAAAGGCCCAACCAACCAAACAAACCACCGUACCACAGCACAUUACUUUUGCACAUAGGAAAGAAAGAGAUUGAAGGGGUUAAGGUUAGGAUGGAAGAGGGGUUCCAUGUCCUGUCCCAUGCAUUGUCGUUGGAUGUUGGACACACCCUGCAACAUGUGGGUGUCGUGUCAUGUGGAAACAAGCAUAACCCUUUUUUGCCUUCUAAUGAGUUUCUCUUGUGA
Messenger RNA from Sphenostylis stenocarpa, 357 nucleotides. The record is from the annotation of a GenBank genome assembly. Lineage: Eukaryota; Viridiplantae; Streptophyta; Magnoliopsida; Fabales; Fabaceae.